AUACAAGGGGGGAAAGUAAACAGACGCAGACAUAGCUCAGAAAUUUUUGUCCUUGGUAAAACUCCAGAUCCGCCGCCCCCCCCCCCCCCCCCCCCCCCCCUGCCGGUGAUAUGUCGUUUUCCUUCUUCUUCCCGCCGUUCUUCUCGCUCGGUCCGGACGAUGACGAAUCUGCCUCCUCCGAGGAAGUCUGCGGCGAAUGGGCAUCCGAUGAUGAAGGGAAUCUGUCAGAAGAUAAGUUUUCCGAGGUGUUGGACGACCACCUGAAAGGCGUGAGUGUGGCGGAGCUGGGUUCCGACGUCGUGGAUUGCUCGAUUUGUCUGAACAGUAUUCACGACGAGACGGCUCCGGGUGCUGGUGGCUGGAAAUCCAGGUUACUUGCCCUCUCUGCCUGUCUCGGCUUCCGGUUGGCUUAAGGGCUACGUCGUGCUUGUGCUUCCCGGAUGGAAGCACCGGCGAUGAUCUUCUUUCACUGAGGACGCCGACGGUUCUGACAAUCGGACGGGUCACGGGCGUGUUAAAGAGGAUGUUAUCUUUGUAAUUGAUUAUUUAUUAAAAAAAUUUAUUUGGCUUCUUGGACGGACGGGAAUGAUUCUUUUGAUUGGAUAUUUUUAGGGUUUAGAAGGUGCGGCAUCAUGUAAUCAAAGGGGUUUUCAGUUUAGUAAUGGUACUUUUACAGUUCAUCACUACUGAAAGAGGGUGAUAUUGUUGAAGCCUUGAAGGAUUGAUCUUUUAUUUUGUUGCUCUCAUAUUAAGCUAUUAUUACUAAAUUAUUGUUUAGAUUUGAUUAUCUUGUAUUAGUAGGAUAUUUUCCGUCCCAUAUUUUGCAAACCUCGCUAAUGGUAAUUUUGCCUUUUGGGAACCACUCUCUUGACUCUUGAGACUCUUGAGUGGAAUUUUACAUUGGUGUCAUAGGAUUUUACUUUUAUGUACAACUUGAAGUUGUACUUUUUAAUGUUAUAUAUUAGAAUGGAAGUCCGCGCUUCGCAGAAGGGUUUUGAUUGUUUAUAACAAAGUGUUCUUUAGUUCUAAGUACAUGUUUCGGACUUGUAAACUAUUUCAGUGAUAAGAAAUGCUAUCAUUGAGCGACCGAUAAUGUACUAUUGUGAUACGAUCAAAUUGUAACAUAAACGAUUCCGUAGGUAAUAAGGCAUUUUGAAACAUAACUUUUUUAUAAUUAAGUUUAUCUGUACAACAUAUUUUGAUCGACGUCGCAGUACACCUUUUUUUAUGUUAGCAAUUCAAACUUAUGUUCAUUCUUACAAACCAAGGACGGUCGUUGAUCAUAGGUCAAACUAUUUAGGAAAUGACCAAAAAUGGACCAAAACUUAGUUCACAUCGGCCCAACUCAUCAAUUAGAAAAGCAUAAAAAACUCGUCAUCGACCCAAAAUUUGCCAACGUUAGGUCAAAUUAGAUAAAAUACCCAUUGAUUCGAGUUCAAAUUGGGCAAUUGACACAAAAAGAAUUAGUUAAAAUGGUUGACCAAAAGGCCUUAGAUUAAUCAGAAACAAUUUUAAAAUCAUAGUUGAUGGGACACUAAGAAACAGUGCUCCAUCUUACCGGGCGACAUUAGGUCAAAUACCCAAUGAUUUAAGUGUGCAAAACGCAUCGUUAACAGUCAAUACAGUUGACCAAAAGACUUAGAUUAAUCAGUAACAAAUUUACAUACUUUUAAAAUCAUAGUUGACGUGACACAAAAAAAUAGUGCCUCAUCUUAUCAGGUCGACAUUAGGUCAAAUAUCCAAUGAUGAUUUAAGUGCAAAACUCGUGUUGAGUAAAAAAUCGCAGAGAACGGGUUCAACUCGCUGAAACCGAACCGAAGAAGGUUGAAUACUCUUUGAUUUGGGUUCAAUUUGGAUUCAAUUGUCAUAAGUUAACUAAUUAGAAUCUCUAUGGCACAAAAACUCUUCCAAGCUUCAAUAAAACUCUUUUGUUGACAAAAUUUUGUCAACACCGGGUUCAACUUGCUUAACCCGGGUCGAAGUAGAUCAAACACUCAUUAAUUUGGGUUCAAUUUGGAAUUAAUUGUCAUAAAUUAAUUAAUUAAAA
Molecule: messenger RNA, 2047 nt
Organism: Linum trigynum
Lineage: Eukaryota; Viridiplantae; Streptophyta; Magnoliopsida; Malpighiales; Linaceae
Source: the annotation of a GenBank genome assembly